AUGGAAACUGGGAUUCUUUCACCACAGAUAUAUGAAAAGAGAUACAAGAAGUCGAAGACAGUUGAUCUUGGGUCUUCGGAUACAAAAGUAAAGUCUUCAAAGAAAACGAAGCAGGUUCCUAUCAUUGAACCUAAGCCAAUUCAUCCAGAUCCGAUUAUUCCUGAUACUCAGGUCAUUGAAAAGGAAGUCAUUCCUUCGAAGACUGGUGUAUUCAGAAGAAUUAAGAUGAAGUCGAAGAGUAAGAGAAUAUCAUCAAGUGCGAAUGUUGUUCGUAAAACACAAGUAUCUCAUCAAGGGGUCAUUUUUUGGGAAAUUCCUACCCCUGUUUCUCAAUCAUCAAAGAAGACAAUGGCUGCUAACAUGGCUAAACAUAUUUCUAAGAAGAAGCAGCGUAAGUUGGUUUUCUCUUCUUAUUCUACAGCUGAUGAGAUAGAAGUUAUUCCAGAGACUCCAGAAACAGUUCUUAUCAAAGAAUUUUUUAAAGCAGAUACUUCAGUGACUCAACCACCCGAAGUUUUGAUUGCCAAGACAGUUACUGUGGAGGCUCGAUCUUCAGACUUCCCUAGAAACAUAUCUGAUAUGGAUAAAAAUGUCAUCAUGGGUGAGAAUACUUCGAAUGAUGCAGCUAAAGGUGCUUGCUUCCACUGGUGGCGGGUGGGCGAAGGGUCCAAAGGACACGUAGCCGAGGGCGAGUCAGAAAAUCCAAGAAUUCCAUUUUCCUUCAUGGUUUCAAUCAUCACGAACCAGGUCUUUAUAGAGAGGAGUGUCGAGCAAGCCCUUCUCCAAGACGGAUGGGGCGCUGGUUCGAUUCUAGUGCAAUACACAAGUAUUCAUGGCAUUGUUCACACUCCACAAGGGAGACUCCUAUGUCCUCGCUCUAUGAAAGCCCGAGUCCACAGAUUACUCAGCUUUCAACAACUGAUAAUAAAAAUUUCAUCGAAGUAUUCACACUUCUAA
This is a messenger RNA of Lactuca saligna, 957 nucleotides long. The record is from the annotation of a GenBank genome assembly. Lineage: Eukaryota; Viridiplantae; Streptophyta; Magnoliopsida; Asterales; Asteraceae.